AUGGGCGCAAACUCUGGGCCUCUCAUUCGCUCCGAUACACUCUCAUUAAUCACCGUGCUGUGCGACUCGAUCCCACAAGCGGUCCAAUUCUACGUCGGGAUCCUCGAAUUCAACAUCAGAUGCGAUGAGGACGUGAACGGCGAACGUCUCGUCGUCGCAACACCACCCAACCUCGUCGAGUUCACACCCGUCGCCUCACUGCGAUUCAGGGAGGCUGUGACGGAAAAGGACAAGAGGGCAGUAGGGAACCAGGCCGGAGAUGGCGUGUUUUUGCAAGUGGAGACUGACGACUGGGAUACGGUAUAUCCGCGAUUGAAGACCAUGGGGGUGAGGUUCGCAGGGAACGGCGCGGAGGAACCGCGGCAGGAGAAGAGACACAAGGCUGUUACAGUCUUUGAUCCUAUGGGCAACAAGGUCAACGUUAUUCAGAGGACGACUACAACGCUCGGGAGGGUGUUUAUGAUGGACGUCGGGGAGUAAAGAUUUUCUAGUUUCGCUUUCGAACGCUCGUUUUCGACUUCAACCACGGAGGAUUGUCAUUUCCUUGUUAUUCAAGCUGGAAACGAAUUGUUACCCGCGCUUUUGCUUACACCCUUCGUUGUAAAUCGGUGUUGUCUGUCUCAUAUUGUACCCUACUAAUUUGUUAGCCUUUCUUCUGUCGUCCCUUGAUGCUACCGUAUGAUAUUCAAUGACAAAGGACGUUGAUAUCGA
Molecule: messenger RNA, 711 nt
Organism: Coprinopsis cinerea okayama7#130
Lineage: Eukaryota; Fungi; Basidiomycota; Agaricomycetes; Agaricales; Psathyrellaceae
Exons: 1
Coding region: 1-480 (159 amino acids)
Source: RefSeq, a predicted model, not a curated record